AUGAAACGGAAACUGGAUGCAGUCGACGCCGACAUUGGCAGGGACGAAGGUGCAUUCGACGGGGCAGAUGCUUCGAAUUCAAAACGCGAAACGCGUCGAUUAUUAUUGAUGCAAAUUGAUGAUUACUGCAGUGAGCAGCAAAUCAGCUCUGAGCAUCGCAAGCGUAAUCAAUUGUUCGCUGAUGAAAUCAUCGACUAUUUGAGUUAUGAAAACUCCGUUGUUUCUACUGAUCAAAAGCAUUUGCCAUUCAGCCGAGAAUUCGACCUUUGCGAUACAAGUCAUCUUUCGACGAAUGGAAUUCAGUUUCCAAUUCGUUUACCGUUCGGUCGUCAACUGGACGAGAUACGUUCAUCGAAUCGUUGCAAGUGGAUGAAUCCCGAAGAAAUAGUUAUUCUAAGCGAAGAUUCACUUCGUCUAACGACCGUCGACGAUGUGGCGCUCGACCUGGAUGUUGUCAUUCCAUUGAAAUAUUUUGGUUCGCGUGAUUUCCUGAAUUUUGCUUAUCAUAUAAAGCGUGCUCAAUAUGCAUGCUGUGUGUGCAUCUUGUUGAAAAAAGCGAAUCGUGACUAUCAGUUCAAAUUCGCUUUCGAUGAAUACGAUCCGUACAGACCAAUUUUAUUGGUGACAAACGAUGAUCAAUCAGUUGUUCGUCUUCAUUUCUCACCAGCGGAUACGUUCGCAAAUCCGAGUCGUUUUCGUCCUGAUAAUAACAAUCUGCGGUCAGCAUUUUGUUUUGGACAUCAAGCAGCGAGUGUGAAUCAUAAUCGUUCAGAUGUUGAACCUCCGACGCCUUAUUAUAAUGCAAGCAUUUUAUCGGAUUUGGUUAGACGGAAGUUGGAUGAAAAUUUUAAAAAAUUUCUGGAAAAUAAACCAAAUUUUGUGAAAGCAAUUUUGAUGUUACGAAAAUGGAUGCAGUUGAGACAUUUUACAACGAGACACAAUGGCUUUAAUAGGAACUUGAUAACGGCUUGGUUGAUUUAUUUGUGUGAACGCGAAGGCGUAUUGAGUAAAUCGAGUGCAGUUGUCGAUAUUAUUGCUGCAUUUUUUACUUCUCUGGCAACGAUUGAUUGGGAAACGAAGUGUUUGUACUUGGCAGCAGAUGUGGAUAAUGAUAUCAUUGAUCAGUUCAAGAAGCAUUAUCGCUAUGUCUUUCUGGAUUAUUCCAAAUACCUCAAUUUGGCAUACUCACUGAGUAGUGUUGCAUGGGAAAAUAUUCGUGAUGCUGCCGUAAGGAGUCUAUCCAAUAUGGAAAGCUUCAAUCAAUUUGAAAUACUUUUCAAUACUGAAAUACCGUUUCAACUUUCUUACGAUCUCUAUUUCAGUGUUCACGCCAACAAAGAUUUUAUUAUGGAACAACCAAGAGGAUUUUAUAUGAAUGAGUUGGUGAGAUACUGUGAUGAUUGGUUUCGAAUCACGACUGAACGAAUUUAUACACUCAUGAAAAAAGCUUGGGUUGGGCGUGCAUCUUUAUUUGAUAUUCGAAUACAGGUGACGGAUUGUCCGUUUGUUGAUGGCACUAAAAAAACUUAUGGAGAUUGCCCGGAUAGCAGUGUCGUUGAGCGUUUGUCUACUGGAAAGAGUGAUGAGAUCGAUAAGGACUAUUUGGAUGCACCAAAAGAGGUUUAUUCGAAUUUCUAUAUUGUUUUGUAUGGUAAAAUGGAAUUGAGUCAUUUAUUUCAGUGGAAAGUAUCGAAGUCAGCCCCACCACUCUCAUCAAACGAUCAAGCAGCACAUUUCAUAUUGGGUGUUCGACUUUUGCCAGGAUGGCAGAAUACGGUCACUCGUGGACCACCGGCGAAAUCGAUCGACGCGAACGAAUUUCGUUCGUUUUGGGGUGAUGUUUGCGAAUUACGCAAAUUCGUUGAUAAUGCAAUUUGUGAAGCGAUUGUAUGGAAUGCGAACGCAUCCUUGUCAGCCUCAGUACCCUUUCAAAUAUGCCAACAUAUCUUAUCACGUCAUCUAAAAUUGAAACAAGUCGCAUUCGAAGAACGAAGUGUUUUUGAUGAGAGUUCAUUGAUGCCUUCAACAGAAAUCGCAGUCAACAAUCGUUAUGAGCAAAUAUUACGAUGUUUUGAUAAAUUGUCACAAACACUUCGUACAGUUAAAGAUUUACCGUUACUCAUCACGAAUAUCAAUCCCGUAUCGUCAUUCCUUCGAGGCACAUCGCCAUUUCCGCCACCGAUCGUUGAUGGUAUUGUCGAUAAAAACUGCGCAAAAUUAUUUAUGAACAAUCAGGUUGCUCUUCCAGUGCGCACUACUUCACCGCAUUUUCUACCAUCUAUUGAAGUACAUCUAACAAUGGAGCAAAGCGGUAAAUGGGGCGAAAAUUUGGAAGCGAUUGCAAACCUGAAGACCGCCUUCUAUAAUGCGUUAUGCAAAAUAUUAAACGAAAAGUUUUCGUGCCGUUCGUUUGCAUAUGAAAGUUAUGCACUCGUUGUUGUGGAUGGUGUGAUAUUCCGACUUGUAAUUUCGUAUCCGAGGGAAGUGCAUAUUAUGCGAAAAAAUGCAGCUGGUGGAGGCAUACGGUUAAAGGACACCCUCGAAACGAAAAUACGUGAAAGAGAAGUGCUCUUAGAACCAAGUUUGGCGGCGAAUUUGCAUAGUUUAAGUCAACAAUUCUCAGCAUACGCACCAGCUUGUCGUAUUGCUUUCAAGUGGUUAGCUUCACAAAUGCUUUCCGAUCACAUUUCGGAUAUUAUCAUUGAAACGAUUAUGGCACACGUUUUCAUCUAUCCACUAACCGAUCAUCAGCCAAGAACGUCGUUCGUGGCAUUCACACAUUUUCUGAGAUUGAUUUCCUCACACAAUUGGCUCAUACGACCAUUGCUCGUUGAUUUCAAUAAAGAGUGGACUGAACAAGACAUUGACAAAAUACAAGAGGAUUUCGUCAAAAUGCGUCCUGUUCUACCGCCUAUGGUGAUAUGUAUUCCUCAAGAUCGUGUCGGCUGUCGGUGGACCCGUGAUGAGCCUCAUGCAGUCAUUUUGAAACGCAUCAUCGCUCUAGCGAAGAUGGCUCUGAAUAUAAUUGAAUUUAACAUUGGUUGCAAGGAGCGCAUUUUUCUUAAGUGUGAUACUAUCAAUACGUUGCCCGUAUGCGAUUACGAUCCGGUUGCAGAAUAUAUACGAAUUUUAAAAAUGAAUUUUGCUACAAUAGCGCUUUUCUUCUAUGACAAAUACAAUGGCGAUCGAAUAGCUGUGAUCUGGAAACCGGAUGCUCUACAGCCGAAACAGUCAAACAUUUCGAAUAGUUUAUUGCGAUAUCUGACAGCCGAAAGUGAUAUAUUGAAGUUGAACAAGCAAGCAAUUAUUGAAGAUUUUAUCAUGGAUGACCUGACGGCCAUGUUAGCUGAAAGUUCUGUGGCACCACCAAACAGUACAAGCUGUGAGCAUCCUCGUUUCUCGCAAUACAAAAACCUUAUGAAAGCAGAAGCAAGUCAAGAGAAACGUCGUGCAGAAUAUUUACGAAGACAAAAAGAAGCACGUUUCAAUUACACGAAUCAUGCACGAAAUUUGGCGAUGAAUAAGUUCGAUGAGGAAGACGAGGAUGACAAAGAGGACUGGUGCAAAGGAGAUGACGACGAUCAGAUGAGUGAGGAUGCGACUGCUGUGAAGCAAUCGAAUCGUGAAGAAACACCAACGAAACAUCACAAACUGAGCGCUAGGAGCCGUUAUGCAAAUGAAUUGAUGCUCAGUGAAUGGCUCGUCGAUAUUCCGACAACUCUCUCAACCGACUGGAUAUGCUUACCGUGCCCAGUCGGUAGACGGGCACUCGUUGUCGCAUCAAAUGGCGUCACCAGUGCAUAUUCCAAAUCUGGCUAUUUGAUCAAUCAGUUUUCAUCGUAUCUACCUGGUGGCAAUCGAUCAUCGCACACGCAUUAUACGCUGCUCGAUUGCGUCUACUCAGCAAAACAAUCGACGUUUUAUUGCUUGGAUAUGAUCACAUGGAAGGAUUCAACUGUGGCCGAUUCGGAUUUCGAGUGUCGUUUGUUUCUGUUGAAUUCAAGAAUAUCCGAAAACGAAAACUUCAACGAGAUAUCGAAGCAAUUUCCGUAUCGAUUCGUGUGCUUACCAUCGUGUCGUUGUCAUCGUUCCUCAAUCGAACAGUUGAUGAAGAGUAGUACUGAUUUCGAGUUCGAACUUGACGGUGUAUUAUUCUAUUAUGCGGGUGCAUUAUAUCGACCUGGUCAGAGUCCGCUUGUUGGUUGGUUGAAACCAUGGAUGCUACCAGAGAUUUUAUCCGUUUCAAUACCAGAUGCGUUGAUGAGUGGAAAUUCAUCAUCAAAAGGCACAUCGCAGAAGUUUAUCGAUGAGUUCAACACUAAGCAUAAGCAUGUGUCAUUGACGAAACACAGUCAACAAGCACUCGUCGAUGAAGCGAAGUGA
Messenger RNA from Anisakis simplex (herring worm), 4383 nucleotides. The record is from the annotation of a GenBank genome assembly. NCBI's taxonomy places the organism in Eukaryota, Metazoa, Nematoda, Chromadorea, Rhabditida, Anisakidae.